CAGCGGUCGCCGUUGAUUGGUUACAGUAAAGUGGUUAAGAGUCCAGAGAAGUAACAUUGUAACCGAGGAAGUAAGAUACUUUUAUUCCCGAAGAAUUCAUCUCUGCACCGGACUUAAUUCUUAAGUUAAUAAAGGGGGCACUGUCUCCUAUCUGAGGCAGCGCUGCCAUGCCGGCACAUCCCGCGCCAAAGGAGUCCGAGGAGGAGAUGGACCUGGAGCAGGAGGUGCCGGAGACCAAUGGGGAGCUGGACGAGGAGCGGGAGCGUGAAGGGGGAGAAGGGGAGGAGGAGACGAUGGAGGAGAGCGGUGAGGACAGGGAGAGCGAGGCGGGGAGCAACUCCGAGGACAGCGAAGCUGAAGAGGAGGAAGAGGAAGAGAGCUCAGAGAUGGACGAUGAGGACUAUGAGAGAAGGAAACUGGAGUGUCUGGAUGAGAUGUCGUAUCUGGAGAAGCAGUUCAUGGAACUUAAAGAAAAGCUGUUCCGGGAGAGGUUAAGCCAGGUGAAGCUGAAGCUGGAGGAGGUGUUGGCAGGACACGCAGGGGAGUACAAAGAGCCGUUGGCCGUCUUGCAGCGGAACAUGCAGCUGCGCACAGAGGUCGCCGAGGUCUACAAAGAGCUGUGUCUGCAGGUGAUCAAGCACAAGUACGACUGCGAGCUGCAGGGGGCACAGCAGCACCUGGAGAGUGAGCGCUCACUGCUGUUCGACACCAUGAAGACGGAGCUACUGGAUCAGAUCCAUAGACUGGAAGAAGAGAGGCAGAGCAGGGACAUCAAUUCGGAAUGGUGGAGCGAUGAACUGAAAGGGAAGAAAUGUAAAAGGCGGAGCCACACGACACGACCAGAGAGAAGGAAGAAAUCAACCCUCGUGUCUGGGCCCUACAUAGUCUAUAUGCUGAAAGAUGUCGACAUACUAGAAGACUGGACAGCCAUUAAGAAGGCUAAAGCAGCCGCGCUGCCCUUGAAGAAGAAAUCGGAAAACAGACAGCAGUAUGGCACACGCUGCCAGGGGGGGACGCUGUACUUCGAGGGGGAGCGUUUCUGCAAAGGGAACACGAUCCUCCUGCGCGUCAAGGAAGACAGCCCCUCACAGUCAGUGCCGCUCGCUCUCUCCCCACGUCUCUCUCUCUCUCGCUCCGUCCUUCUCCGUCUCUGCUCCUCUCCCCCGCUCCCUGUUGGCAUGUCAUCAUCUCUCCUGCGGCCUGUUUCAAACUGAGCGACACCAAGGUUUGUUCUUGGGCCGUCCCAGACAAUAUGAACACGGUUGAAAUUCAUAGAGCAGCUGAUGCUGGCUGUCCGGAUGACGGAGGUGCCACACUUACGCAAAAUGGCUCUGCAGGGGCGUCCUUGGGAAACAGGAAGUGUGUCCUGAUUGGUUCAAAGGCCUGUGCAGGUACCGUGUAUCCGGUGCAUUGACCUCUGACCUUAGUGACCUGGAUAAGUCUAAAGUCAAGGUACUUUUAUUAUCAACUCCAGCUAUCUUAUCCGUCCCUCUGAAAUGAAAUUAUGAUGGAUUUGAUUGAUCCCAGGGGGAAAUUCUGAUGCAUUUACCAGCCAGAACUUACACCUAGUGUCAAACAGACAAGGUGUACAGUGCACAUAGUGCAGACAAAGGAAGCAUAACGAAGUACACAGUACAUAAAUUAAAUUCAUGUCAUAAUUAUAUGCAAGAAAAUUAUGUGCAGUUACAACGGAUCGUAUUGUAGUAAGACUGGGUGCUUUCUGACGUGGUACGGCUGUGGAUGGGAAGCGGCACGUCGGGGGCUGCCGUCGUGUCUGAUGGCAGCCUUUGAGCACGCCGUGGUGGAAUGAGCCAGUGGCUGUAUGAGCUCCAGUAUAGCGCCCCCUAGAGCGGAUGGGCAGAAUUUUUCAUAAUUACCAUCUUGUUGGUGACACUGACAAAGACACACUGACAAUUUAAAUAUAACAUAAUGAGACUUUUACAUAAGAUAUGGACCGAAAAUACAAUGAAAAAUACAGUUUAUAAAUAGUUUCAAAUGCAGUUAUGCAAUUGGACAAUGAAUUGAAUGUGCAAUAAUAGAGUUUUGUUACAGUAUUAUGGAUGUGCAAUAAUAGAGUUUGGUUACAGUAUUAUGGAUGUGCAGUAAUAGAUUUUGGUUACAAUAUUAUGGAUGUGCAGUAAUAGAUUUUGGUUACAAUAUUAUGGAUGUGCAGUAAUAGAUUUUGGUUACAGUAUUAUGAAUGUGCAAUAAUAGAUUUUGGUUACAGUAUUAUGGAUGUGCAGUAAUAGAUUUUGGUUACAGUAUUAUGAAUGUUCAAUAAUAGAGUUUGGUUACAGUAUUAUGGAUGUGCAGUAAUACGUUUUUGGUUACAGUAUUAUGGAUGUGCAGUAAUAGGUUUUGGUUACAGUAUUAUGGAUGUGCAGUAAUACGUUUUUGGUUGGCAGGAUCUUGAUUGACUCCGGGUUCGGAAAAGCCUGGAUUUAUGAUCAGCAUUCUAAUAUCAAUAAUUAGUAAUUAGUAAUAGGUUUGGAGUAAGUAAUUUUGGAACAUCUUCAGCUCAAACCUGUAUGCAGUGGAACAGCGUAAAGGACACAAUGUCAGCACACUGAUGACAGCAUGUGGGAAAUGAUUUGAAUGGACGACUUCCUCCGUAAUGGAAUGAGAGAUGGAUUUUGGGAUUGGAGUACAGUAGGCAUGUGUGUGUGUGUAUUUGACAUUGGUGUGUGAGGAGAGUAGAGGAGAUGCCAGAUAUGUGACAAACGGCAAGUAGACUUGAUCGGCAGUGUCAGUCAAUAUUCAUCCCUGUCUCUCCCUCAGAGCCGUCAUCACAGCAGUGAGCUCCGGCGAAGUCUGGUUGAAGCGAACGGACGGCAGCAAGACCAAGAUUUAUGUUUCGCAGCUUCAGAAAGGCAAAUACACAAUCAGCAAGGCCUGAGGAGGGGAGGGCGGCAGCGGGAUUUCCCUCAGAGCACUGCCUCUGUGUCUGACAAAAGAUGCACUCAAAUAAGUAAUACUACAACAGCACUGUAAUUUUAUGUAUAUUUUGUUAAACUGUAAACUGGAAGAGAUUUGUGCUUUUAACUGGCUAUUUAAAUGAUCAUAUAUUUAUAAUUGAAAUAAUAUAACUGACAGUGUUUAAUGAGAACCUCCUUGUGCGUGUUUUCUCGUGCGUUAGGUUGAAAAGCACGAGCACAAAGAAGCGCAGAAAAUAAUUCCGCGGCGGUGCAGUAUUCGAGAUUGUCCACCAGGUGGAGCUUGUGUCUUUCUAGAGAGAGACAGUCUGCGCAUGACUCAUCAGUGAUUGGCUAUGAAAACAAUAUCAGCGAUACAUGUACAAAGAACGAACUUGCGGUAAUGUGUUUCUGGGUAUGUGUGUGAAAUGGCAUUAGUCAGUACAUCUUCACAGUCAAAUGAGGCCAUUUACCUUCAGAAAUGUUUGGUCAUAAUUAUUUUCAGCUCAAAUUAAGGACAAGCAAAUAGUUCAGCUCAAGCUGUGUAAGGCCCUUAUUUGCAGCUCUGACUGUUUGACACAAAAGUCACACUAUGAAGCUAUAACAAGCCCUCGAUCAGUGACUGUGGUGGACAUUUCAUUAGAAGCUCUUGUACAAGGAGAUGAAUGUUAGUGAACCACCGACAAAGGGACAUUGACUGCUCAUUGUCUUUCAGCUUCAGAGUGAACAUCAGGAACUCCAGCCAUUAACAAAACACAUAUAUUGAUCAAGAACGUAUGUGCAUUCAUCAAGAAUUGAGCUUGUGGGAGUUUUACUUGCACAAAAAUGUUGUCAGGCCAGGGUGAAAAAUGAUUGGUUCAGAAAGAUAACCAAUCAGAUUGUACAGGAGGUGGGUCCAAGCAACUAGAGGAGGAGAGACCAAGACAUUUGAUUGGUUGGUCCUGCCUCCUCUAGGUGCUUGGACCUACCUCUUUUACAAUCUGAUUGAUUAUCUCUCUGAACCAAUCAUUUUUGUUAAGGCCUCAGAACAUGUUUGUGUAAGUAAAUCUUUUAUGAGCAGGAAGAUAGCUGUAGGAAUUCCGACAUUGGAUUGACACAGAAUUAUGUAGAAUUGGGGCAGUAUAAUUUCUUCAAAUAUGUUUGCUUUUUUUAGCACAGGCCAUACUUCAAAAUAAAACUGAAUAAAAUCGA
This is a messenger RNA of Brienomyrus brachyistius, 4103 nucleotides long. RefSeq names its product BRMS1 transcriptional repressor and anoikis regulator (gene brms1). The transcript is spliced from 10 exons. Lineage: Eukaryota; Metazoa; Chordata; Actinopteri; Osteoglossiformes; Mormyridae. The record is from RefSeq and is a predicted model, not a curated record. The coding region runs from base 168 to 1214 and encodes 348 amino acids. Gene Ontology annotation, cellular component: Sin3-type complex. Gene Ontology annotation, molecular function: histone deacetylase binding. Gene Ontology annotation, biological process: negative regulation of transcription by RNA polymerase II.